CUCCGCCGUGUGGGCUCCGCCGGUGACCAGAGUGAGUAGCGCUGGGCUGAGCUAGCGAGUAGGAGAGGUGGGUACGCAGCGCGCCGAGGCAGUUCGUUGCGUGGCCGGAGCCUAGAGACAGGUACGCAAGCACGCAGCAUUCGCUCCAGUUUGGGUCGGGAUCUUUGACCCCGUCAGCCGCUGUCAUUUUGAAGGUGCAGCGCAGGUGCAACGAUGGUCGCCAAGCUAGGACUCUGUUUCCUCUUCCUCGUGGCCGUGUGCGUCGUGUGCCCGCCCAGCGUCCAGGGCGCCGGCGGCGUCGACUCCAAGCGAUGCGCGGACAACAGCCGGAGUUGUAGCAGUUCGGAUGAGUGCUGUUCCGGUUGCUGCACUCUCGGAACCUGCAACCCGCUGGAUCGCUGCAGCGCGCAGAGCCAGGGCGCGUGCGCCGUGCACUACUGCCCGCCCGACAAGGAGUGCUACCUGCAGGUGGUGCAGUGCGUCACGGCGCCCUGCCCGCCGCUGCCGGCCUGCCGGCCCAAGAACAGCAACGACUACGACAACUACGACUGAGUCAACGCGCCGCGCACGCCACCCAUAGUGUGUUGCAGUAUUACUAACAAUGAAACCAGUUGCAACUAACAUGAUACUGUGUUUCCCAGCCAGAAGCGUUGCAUCCAUAUGACGUUGAAGGUCUAAAUAAGGUCUACAUUAAAGACUACAUAGACGUCUAAAUGCGGACUGUAUAGACUUCUGCGUCCAAGGCUUUCAGACUGGGCUCGCUUAGCCCCUUACCGAUCCCGGUCAGAGAACUGAAAUUACAAGGCAAAAUUAUUCCAUGUACCUGAGUAGUUUGUUAAAGAAAUAGAAAAA
Frankliniella occidentalis (western flower thrips) is the source of this 852-nucleotide messenger RNA. RefSeq lists its product as uncharacterized. Bases 214 to 552 code for a protein of 112 amino acids. Lineage: Eukaryota; Metazoa; Arthropoda; Insecta; Thysanoptera; Thripidae. The transcript has 4 exons. The record is from RefSeq and is a predicted model, not a curated record. Gene Ontology annotation, molecular function: calcium channel inhibitor activity. Gene Ontology annotation, cellular component: extracellular region.